ACAUACACCACAUGACCAUGGCUACCGCCUCAGCUUCGCUAGUUGUCGCCCUACUGUUCGCCAGCCUCCUGGCAGGCACGGUGUUCGGUGAUGAUAUCAUACCCAUCAUCCGCAUACCCUUGUUGGAGCGGUUCCAUACCUGGCAGGCUGAAUACAAUCGCACCUAUGCGACCCCAGAGGAAUUCCAGUACCGCUUCAAGGUCUACUGCGAGAAUGUCAAGUUCAUCGAAACCAUGAACCGGCCCGGGAGCUCAUAUGAGCUCGGCGAGAACCAGUUCACCGACCUCACCCAAGAGGAGUUCGAGGACAUGUACCUCAUGAAGCUCGACGAGGUGGCUUCAGCCCCAGAGGUCAUGGGACAGCUCGGCACCAUGAACGCGGGGGGCAUGUCCGGCGGUGGCAACACCGACGAGGCCCCCAACUAUGUGGACUGGAGGACCAAGGGAGCAGUGACGCCGGUCAAGGACUAGU
Molecule: messenger RNA, 471 nt
Organism: Setaria italica (foxtail millet)
Lineage: Eukaryota; Viridiplantae; Streptophyta; Magnoliopsida; Poales; Poaceae
Product: papain-like
Exons: 1
Coding region: 12-470 (152 amino acids)
Source: RefSeq, a predicted model, not a curated record